AUGGAAACUUUGAAACCACCGGGUGAAUCUUUGGCGAAUGGGCGGAUCAUGGAAGACAUUGGGUGGAUCAUGGAAAACAUUGGAAACAUUGGGUGGAUCAUGGAAAUAUUGGGUGGAUCAUGGAAACAUUGGGUGGAUCAUGAAAAACAUUGGGUGGAUCAUGGAAAACAUUGGGUGGAUCGUGGAAAACAUUGGGUUGAUCAUGGAAGCUGUUGA
Messenger RNA from Dentiscutata erythropus, 216 nucleotides. The record is from the annotation of a GenBank genome assembly. NCBI's taxonomy places the organism in Eukaryota, Fungi, Glomeromycota, Glomeromycetes, Diversisporales, Gigasporaceae.